AUGGCAACGAAAUUUGAUACUUUUGUUACAAAUUUGAAGUAUAUCACAGAGAGUAAUGCAAAGAGAAACUCACCUCAUAGCGCUCUUCUCGGUCUAACCAAUUUUGCUGAUUUGAGCUUCAUGGAAUUCAAGGAAACAUACAUGACCAUGAACAGUGAUAACAUGGAUAUUGUGAAUGAUGAUGUUGAUGAAUUAACAUUUAGUUGUUGCUGGGCAUUCUCCACUGUUGCCGCUAUCGAAGGAAUAGUUGCAAUAAAGACGAAGAAGCUUAUCAGCCUUUCAGAUCAAGAGCUUCUAGAUUGUGAACCAUAUGGAAAUUGUUUGAGAGGAAAUGUAAACAAAGCAUUCAUUUGGGUAGAAGGAAACAAAGGGAUUGCAACACAAGAUCGAUAUCCUUAUACAGCUAACAAGGGUGUUUGCAGAAACUCCACGAUUCCAAAUAGUGCAACUAGUCGCAUUAAAUCACAUCAUCUCGUGAAGAGAUCGGAGAAUGGUCUAUUGUGUUCAGUUGCAAAACAACCUCUGAACGUUGGUAUUUAUGCAGAAACACGAGAAUUUCAACAUUACACCGGUGGAGUAUUUAGAGGUCAAGAGUGCCCGUUGGAUUCAAUGGAUGUAACUCACUCUAUGGUAAUAGUCGGUUAUGAUUCGGUAGACAAUGACAAAUAUUGGAUUGUGAAGAAUUCAGUUGGCACAAAAUGGGGAAAGAAUGGUUAUAUGUUUAUCAAAAGGGAGACCGGUAAAAAAUAUGGAGUGUGUGCAAUCAAUGCAUGGGCUAUAGAAAUAGUCAAAAAUAAAUGA
Vicia villosa (hairy vetch) is the source of this 801-nucleotide messenger RNA. Its product is annotated as cysteine protease XCP2-like. The transcript is spliced from 4 exons. Gene Ontology annotation, cellular component: lysosome. Gene Ontology annotation, molecular function: cysteine-type endopeptidase activity. The record is from RefSeq and is a predicted model, not a curated record. The coding region runs from base 1 to 801 and encodes 266 amino acids. Lineage: Eukaryota; Viridiplantae; Streptophyta; Magnoliopsida; Fabales; Fabaceae.